Heterobasidion irregulare TC 32-1 is the source of this 3858-nucleotide messenger RNA. RefSeq lists its product as uncharacterized. The transcript is spliced from 15 exons. Lineage: Eukaryota; Fungi; Basidiomycota; Agaricomycetes; Russulales; Bondarzewiaceae. Gene Ontology annotation, molecular function: ATP binding; ATP-dependent chromatin remodeler activity. The coding region runs from base 1 to 3735 and encodes 1244 amino acids. The record is from RefSeq and is a predicted model, not a curated record.
AUGACUUCGGACAACUCUUGUCUUUUGUGCUGCAGACGUUGUCGUUCUCAUGCGAUCAGCCCGCCUGCCUCAGAAUCUGUUAACCAAGAUCCAUAUGCACUCCCCAGUCUCCUCCCCAUUGGCACUAUUCAAGUAGCCGUCUCUUGCCCGGAUUUUCCAUCAUGUGCGCACGCUCACUGCUCCGAUGGAUGGCAUGCGUUCAAUAAAGAAGAUUUAUCACCAUUUCUUGCAUCUGAGAAAACUGGACCACUUUGUCAUCAACUUGACUUUCUAAUCAAGUACAAAUUUCUUUUCGUUUCUUAUAUGGUCAACGAAGAUGCAACAGCCUUAUAUCUACGCCUAUACAUCAUUCCCUACGAUCUCCCGAACGUCCAAGGAAAGCUUAGGACUCGCGACGAAGCUCUUAUUCUCAAACCUGCUAGGGAAUACAUGAAGUCGGUGCUUCCGCUUGUUAUACAGCAUCGAGGGUCAUGGUUCGCGGACAGUGCAGCCACGUCCGAAUCACCUAGACGGAUUUACAAGCACAAGGAUCCCGACAGCCGCACGCUGCCUCAAAUUUAUGGAGGUCUUCCGUCUCCUCAAGUCUAUGGUAUGCCGUUCCAUGAGACGAACACAAUCUCGGAUCAUAUUCUCUCCGGGAAACCCAUCGACGGUAUGAAGAGUUGUCUUUAUCCGUACCAACGCGCGUCGGUGGCGGAAAUGCUCCAGAGAGAACUUUGUCCUGGGUUCAACACGGAUCCCACAUAUCUUCGCAUGGUUGGGAUCAACGAAACGGGUUUCUACCUCCAGCCAGACACGAUGGAGGUGCUUAGAGGCUGUCCGCUCGUGGAUCAGAUUCGUGGUGGUAUUCUCUGUGAAGAGUUAGGAACCGGUAAAACAGUAAUGACUCUGGCGCUCAUUGUUGCCACGAUAGGCCAACUAUCGCAACCUGAGGAGUCAUUCCACGAUGCCCGGCCUGUGCUCACACCACUAGCUUUCCGCAGCUUCCCUACUAAUCCGUUUGUCACUGCUCGUAAAAGAAUUCCACGUUGUAAAGAACCAGAUUUCUCCAUCCCAUCCCUCGUCGAACUGCUUAUACACUAUAUCCGUGUUGUCCCCGACAAAGUCGAUCUUCACAAACAUGAGCAGUGGCUCAAGGAUCGACACCUUUGGCAUCUUCAAGAGCUCAAUGCUCCAUUCUAUUUCCAUUACGACGACAAGGGGGGGUCUCUAGCCCCGCAUUCCACAAGACGUCAUCGUGGCGAGGUGAUGCCGCCGCGUACUGUGUUCUUGACCUCAGCUUCUUUGGUCGUUGUGCCCCCUAAUUUGCUUUCUCAGUGGAUCUCAGAAAUAUAUAAACACUGCCAUUCUUCAGUCCGGGUGCUCGUGAUCAAACCUGGAAAUGAGUUUCCGAGCGCACGAAUACUGACCACCCAAUACGACAUCAUCUUAUUGGAUCAUGACACCCUAGCAAAAGAGGAGUCCAGAUCCAAAAUAGAGUCCCUCCACACAUGGGUGGUAUGCGCUUGUCCCGUCUCCGGCAGCACUCGAAUUCCCAACUGUACCUGUAAUUCUUUUCCCCAAGUCUCCCCCCUUUUUCAGAUUCGGUGGAAAAGAUUGGUCGUCGACGAAGGUCACGUCCACGGUGCGAAGAAUACAAGACUGGGCGAGGUCGCAAGUCUACUCAGUGUCGAAAGGCGUUGGCUCGUCACUGGCACUCCCACUACGGAUCUGCUUGGGUUAAGCUUUGGCUCGCAAAGCUUUGAGGCAGAUAACGAACAAUUGGGCCUACAAUACCCUUCAGAUGAUGGGGAAGAUCCCAGGCUAUCAGAAGAGGUUCCUGCCUCAAGUGUUUCUCAAGAUGAUCUUGGACUACGUCAUUUAGAUGAAAAUCAAUGUAAGCCUCGAAUGUGGACCUCUAGCGAUCGAAGCAAUUUGCGUAGGCUCGACAAUAUGAUCUCUAAAUUCCUCCAAGUCCCGCGUUUUGCUGCAGCACAUGACCUGUUCAAUAGCCAGGUUGUAAAUCCGCUCUUCAAGAAGGGCGGACCAGCCUUCGGUUCAAUCCAGGUUCUCACACAGGUAAUGGCAAGCGUCAUGGUCCGUCAUCGGAUCGAAGAUGUGGAGAAGGAUAUCGUUCUUCCGCCGCUGAAGCAGGAGACAGUCCUUCUACAUCUAGAUCCAAUUGCAGCUCGGUCAUACAAUGCACUGCAGGCCGGGAUUGCUGUCAACGCGAUUGAUUCAGAACGGAAAGAUCUGGACUACCUUUUCCAUCCAUCAAAUUCUGCCAGACUGGCUCAGUUGACUGAGAACAUCUCGCAACUUAUGUUCUGGCAUAUCGAUGAAGAUGCUUACAACAUUGACGAACUGGCGAACAACGUUGAUAAGAUGGUACAAACUGCGAUUGAACGAGAUUCGUCUCCCGAAGACCUGGAGAUGAUCAGACAGUCAGCCAAGCAUGUUCAGCUAGCUGCUCGAGAUGGUCCAUGGCGUACCCUCCAGACUUCCCCUUGUCCCGAGAUGCCCUACCGCAUCGUGAAUAUGCCUGAAGCUAUCUUUGUCGCCAGCAAUCAAUUGCGAGCAAUAUCCUACCUUCCCGACGGCUCAUUGCCGAAUUUCAGAUUUAUGUUCUGCCUGAGAUUGCUUCAAUUACGAGCGCUUGUCGAUAAUCGACCGUCGGCGUCAGAGCGGCGGCUUGUCAAAUAUGGACAGGCACUCACCGAGCAGGACAUGAAACGUGAUGCACUAUACCUCGAGGAGAAGCGCAGGAAGAGCGCGAAGAAGAACUCCAAAUCGCUAGGGAAGAAGAUAGAGCACGAUUCCCGCGAGACUAACAAGGCUGUAGAGGCCGCACGGCGACUCGAGGCGCCAGAGAAAAUCGAGGAGAUGCAGAAAGAGCUGAAUCUGGCCCAUAUCCGGCUGGUCAAUGGUCAAGGUGCAACACCGAAUCCAGCGAUACCCCUACAGAAUGAUGAGGUCUUGGAUGAUGAGGUCUUGGCGUCAUUGAGAGAGUCUCCUCUGACUGGGGUUCGGAUCCUCAACUCGACGUCUACGAAGCUAGACUACAUUUUGAAUGAAGUUUUGAGAUACUCCAGGGAUGAGAAGUUUCUCAUCUUCUCAAAAUCCCCCCUGACCCUUGCGCAUGUAGCGGAUGGGCUCGAUCUGAUUGGAGUCAAGUACUUGCAAUAUACGACCAGGGUGGAUCGCAAAGUUCGCGAGCAGUUUGUGAUGACAUUUGAGACGUCAGAUACGUUCCGCGUGUUUUUGAUGGAGCUCAAGCAUGGAUCACGCGGCCUAAAUCUUAUAGCUGCAUCUCGCGUCAUAUUCUGUGAGCCAGUAUGGAGAGCUGACAUUGAAGUUCAGGCAAUCAAGCGAGCUCACCGCAUAGGCCAGACACGGAAGAUCACUGUGAAGACCUUAGCAAUCGAGAACACAGCGGAAGAGGUCGUGAUGGCCCGAAAAGCGGAGUUGAAAGGGAACUUGCAGAAACAGACGAGCAUGACAGAUGACCUGCGCAUCCGGCAGUUCAUCGCCAAUCCAAGGUUCAUUGAAGUCAACGAAUCCACCAUAAAACGGAAGUUUCUCAAUGUGCCCUUGCUCCGGAUACCAUCCGCACCUGUGCAGGACCUGGAAGCGAACGACAGACAUGCCUCGUUGACGAGGAACGAGAUACAGGACCCAAACGAUGUGGAUGUGGGCAGCCCCUUCAAGAAGCGGAGACUGGUCCGUUUUGCAGACGAAAUUAAAUCUUUUCACUGAUCAGUCAAUCGACUGUCUCUCCAUUCCUACUCGUAUUACACUUUAUUUUCAGUGUAGAACAAUGUCUGCACGUCUGUUUGGCAUUUUCAACCGCGAUGUAAGCCGAGGUAUCCUCGGUGCUAG